This is a messenger RNA of Camellia sinensis, 1065 nucleotides long. The record is from RefSeq and is a predicted model, not a curated record. NCBI's taxonomy places the organism in Eukaryota, Viridiplantae, Streptophyta, Magnoliopsida, Ericales, Theaceae.
AUGGGUCGCAAGAAAGCUGUUGCAGACAACCUUUUAGCCUACAUCCCCAACAUUAUUGACUCUGAAGACACCUUGCCGAUCUCCAAAAUUGCUGAGGCAGAAAAGAGUGCCACCGCCGCCGAGAAGAGGCUCGCAGAGGCUGUUCCCUCUGAGUCAACGUGGUCAAAAAGACCGAGGUCUGCAUCCGCAACAACCUCGGGGUCUAUGAAAUCCGAUGCCCCUUGGGUCCCUCCAAUCACUAUUGAGGACAAGCCGGUCAGAGCCGGCGACAGCACGACUGACAUCGAAGUUGGCGUUGCCCUCUUUACGGCUUUGCUUCUCUCGACAGAUCUUGACUGCAACGCCGAAUUCAACGAGUAUGAAAACUUCACUCUAAUGUUGCAACACUCCGCCCAAGCCAUCCAGCAUGGCCACUCCUUUGCGAUUCAAGCCUUCACCAUUAAUAAGGAGUUCGCCAACAAGACCAGGGAGGCUGUUGGCUUGCAGAAGACCAUCAACAAGGCCGAGGCAAAGAUGAAGACCUUGAUAGAUCAGGCCGAGGCAGCCAAGAAGGCUCAGGACGAGGCUGAGGAAAAGGCUGAUGCUGCAGAGGCCAUUGCCAAGGUCCUGGCGGCUGAAAAGAAAGAGACCGAGGCAAAGAUAGUCGAGGCCCAAAAAGAGCUUCAAGAUGCCUUGGCCACAAAAGAGGCCGAGAUCAAAGCGGCGGACGGGAAGACAUAUGCCAAGGGGGCGGCCGACAUUGGUGUCCAUGAUUGCAAGAUUGAUGAUGAUGAUGGUGAAGGGAUAUUUCAAAUACAGGAAGCUCAAUCACCAAUACCUCCUGGGUCGAUGUACUACGUAGAUCUUAUGAAAACUAAUACCAACUGCAACGUAUACGAUCAUGAUCGAAGAGUAGUAGAAGAAGAACUCACUUCUGAGGGAUCUGAAUCCCAGAUUGAAGAGAGAGAAAUUGAGAAGGAGCAGGCAAUACAAAUACAGAGAACAAAGAGAAGGAAGAUGACUGUCUCUCCUUCUGAGUUGGUCGAGGACCUUAUUCAUGAGGCAGCUGCCAAGGCAGUAGAGUAG